This is a messenger RNA of Orbicella faveolata, 6245 nucleotides long. RefSeq names its product transmembrane prolyl 4-hydroxylase-like. Gene Ontology annotation, biological process: peptidyl-proline hydroxylation to 4-hydroxy-L-proline. Gene Ontology annotation, molecular function: procollagen-proline 4-dioxygenase activity; calcium ion binding; iron ion binding. Lineage: Eukaryota; Metazoa; Cnidaria; Anthozoa; Scleractinia; Merulinidae. Gene Ontology annotation, cellular component: endoplasmic reticulum. The record is from RefSeq and is a predicted model, not a curated record.
UGUGUCUAAACUUUACAUUUCUAAAGGUAACAAACGUUGCUUGGUUACAAGGAUUUGAAGCUGCUAGAGAAGCAAUUUAAUCAAGUGGAUAAUAACAGGAAAGCGUGACAGGCAGCGUUGUCACACAAUACUAAUUUGCGUGAACAUAUUGCAAGACGAAAUCUCAGAGAUCUUCCUGUUACCAUUUUAUAGUAAAAAAAACCCCUUGGAUCCAGUAUGAUCUGUCUAGCAUAUUUUUCCACAAAUGCUACAUUUGUUGCAUUGCCGUAGGACAGCCCAGUUAGUGGUGUGUGAAAUUUUGUUUACAAAUGAUAUAUGCUAAUUCUAAUGUAUUGGUUCGCUGCGGUGAAAUCGACAAGUUGCCAGUAGGAAGCCAUUAAAGAUCAACCAUGGCUCCACCAUGUGUGGAAAACAAAAAGCUCUCGAAGGAGCGAUCAAAGCAAAAAGCAGUGAAGAAGGAUUCCAAAUCAUCUCUUCCAACAACAGCUCUAGCAGUCGCCGCGACCGCUUUAAUCGCCAUAUGCGUGGCUGUUUACUACAAGAAUGGAUAUAAAAUUGAAAAGAAGCUAAACAAAGCGACAACGGGUGACUCUCGAGAAUCAACAGGAUCUAAAGUCGACAAGAGAAAUGACAUAAACACUGAUUUUAAAGUUCUUCCUCGACUAAAUGGCGUAAAGGUUGGUCAUGUACAAAAAAGACAGUUAAGCCCUGGAAAGAUUUAUGAAAUAACAACACUUAGCCUUAAGCCACCUGUAUUUGAAAUACCUAACUUUUUAACUGACGAGGAAUGCCAGAAAAUAAUCAGUCUGGCUUCAAUAGAAGGACUGGACACCAGUGAAGUCCAAGACCCCGAAACGGGAAUCAACAUCGAGCCAACCAAUGAGAAAACAUUUCACAGCUGGGACUACAACAGUGAUGGCGUUAUUGAUAAAGUUGAGGUGAUGCAUAAUCUUGUUGACCUCAGUGAUUUAUAUUUCUCUGAAGAAGACGUCGACAAGAUGUUUGCUAAACUCAAAGUAGACAAGAAUAACGAUGGGGUUAUGGACUUGAAGGAGUUUCUGGCAGUAACGACCCACAGAAUAAUGACCAGUCUUCACAGCAUGGCAAAGAAGCUACCUCGUGUCAAAAGCCGAAACAGCAGGCAAACAUGGCUGGACCAUCGAAAAAUCAAAGGCCUGAAUGACAAAGUGGCAGCUUUAACAAAGCUUCCCAGGGCAGUUGUAGAAGAAAGCGAGGAACUUCAGGUUGUUCAUUAUCAUCCCGAGGGACAUUAUCACUGUCACCAUGACUCACAAGACGUCGACCCAAGGGUUCCUUGUUGUGUUUUCCGAGACAAGCGUCACUGCCGUCUUUGCAGAUAUAUCACUGUACUGUACUUUCUAAACGACGUGGAAGAAGGAGGCGAGACUGCAUUUCCAGUUGCUGAUAACGCAACGUUUAGUACCGAGGACUGGGCAAAGAUCACGAAAUUCCGCUGUGAUUUGAGCAGGCAUUGCCACAAAGCCAACUUGUUUGUAAAGCCACGAAAAGGAACAGCAAUUAUGUGGUACAAUCACUUACGUGACGCCAAGACUGGAUGGUACGGGGGGCUAGAUCAGAUGAGCUAUCAUGGAGGAUGCGAUAUCAUCAAGGGCGAAAAAUGGAUCGCCAACAAUUGGAUUAAUAUUCUGGGCGAGUCACGUGAAACUUUGGUUUCCUACAAAAAUCCCAAGAAGAGAAUUAAAUAGCAAGUUCGAGACCGUUGAUAGAGGAUUUUAGCUGACCAGGCAAACUCUGGAAUAUGACUUAAAAACAUACACUGGAUCCAAAAAUACGUACCUCUUGUUAAAGGCUAGUUUUCACUAGCGACGGAGUCAGAGUCUUAGUCGUAGUCGGAGUCGUAAGAGAGCUUAUGACGUGGUGAAAAUCAAACAUCGGAGUCGUAAGCGGAGUCAUAAGCUCGACGGAAUCGCAGUCGGGAGAAUCAGAAUGUUUCCAUUUCUUCUGAUUCCGUAUUACUACCCCGUCGCUUAUGAUCCAGUGAAAGUUAUAGAUUGUAGGAUUCGAAAGCAGAAGCUGAAGAGCCAUCCCCAAUCACAAAGCCCGGAAUCGAACAUUGUGAUUAGUUUAUUCUUCCGCUACUGCUUUCGACUCCGAUAAUCUAGUUUUCAUUGGAUCGUAAUCGACGGAGUUAUAAGCAGAAUGGUUGUUCUGCUUCCGACUCCGUUGGUUUAAUUUUCACUAGAUCGCAUCACUUUUCGCUUCUGAUUACGACUCCGUUAUUUAAAAUCUGAUGGUUUAAGUUACUUACAAAAUACACCUUAGGUGCCGGGUGGCUUAUUGGUGUAAACCUAGAUAAAGCUAUUCAACAAUUGGCUUGAACUUUGAUUUCGGUUUUGUUACUUUUCAUUUAGGUUUUUGUCCCUCGGGUUUGAAUUUGACAGAGCAGUGAAAAAUAGUUUUACACAACAAAGAAUAGUUUAAUAAAUUGAUGAUGCUUUGCAUAGUUUCCGUUCAUUUCUUAAAACAAGACAACAUGAACAGUAACAACUUUCUUUCUGAAAUCGUUGUGAAAGGCGUAAUUGUCCAGAACAAAAAUUAGCGAGGCCGCAGAAUCUCACGUCAAACGAAAAACAACAAAACGGUGAGAUCCCCUACAUUAAGCCUACUACGUAUUGGAAAAAAAAUAAAGAAAUUAAGAAAUUAACAAAAAAAACAUGGUUUACACAUUUUAUUGCUUUGUCACUAAAUUCUUCUAUUGUUAUUGUGGACGGCAACCUUAAAGUCGUCUGAGACUUAUGGACUGAACGAGACCAUUUUUAGUUAUGUGACUGAAAAUUGGCGCGAAAAUGAUCUUGGUUUUAAUUUAAAUUGCAAAUUAUUCAAAGAGCGUGUGCUGUCGCUGCUAAUUAUUCAUCACAAGUUCAGUUUGCCAUCGCCUUCGCUGGUUCUUGCUCCGUUUAUGUAAUCGCUUCGGAAAUGGAAAAGCUUGCUACAAUACCCUGGUAAAACAGAAGACUGCUACGUCCGGACAAAACGGCAGAUAUGCCGCGUGUUCAGGUAUCGAUGUUUGGAGCAAAAUUCAAGUUAAAGGGGAGAUUUUACGCGCACUUUGUGGUGACAGACACGCGUGUUGAAUUCUGGAGACUUGUUUUAGCCCUUCGCUCGCUCUGGUUAUGGCUGUUGACUUGGUGGGAGUUUUUCAGGUUGGUAGUUUAUAGAAACCACUGUUAAAUGGGUAAAUGUUUGUAUUCUUCUCUCGUCGUUUAUCACAUACGCGACGUUGUAUAUUCAGUCGAAGGAGAAACUACUCAGAGCUCUGCAUUACUGUAUGUGACUCGCUGCAGUGUAACGCAGCUGUGGAAAAACUAGUUUACUCGCGAAAGAGCUAUUAUAAAUUUUUGAUUUAGAACAAGCAAGCACAAGUGGUUAUUAUAUUUCAGGGUUUAAUAUUUUUCAUUCUGAACAUACACCCUCUCCAGAACAGACAUGCACUUCUAAUUUCAGCCCGAGUACUGCGUAGCCCUGGUUCACCCCAAUCUUAAACUCUUAUCGCACUCAGGGAAUCUAAAUUUACAUGUAUUUUUUUCUGUCGUUUCAGGGCUUAUUAAGGAUCGUUUUAAAAUUUAUGACUGCUCUGUGUACCCAAAGGUGAGUAUCAUUGAACUCUCGGAAUUACUUAUUUUGUUCUGCUGUAAUCUUGUUCGUUUAUUGUUUGCUGUAAAAGAGGACUAAUUUUCUUCUUUAACUUUGUUCUAUCACCGAAGCAAAUUUUACGAAAAAACCUUCCAUUUCGACGAACAAACAUUGUGCAAGUUCGGCAUGGAGUUUGCGCAUCGAACGUUCGAUGGACUCAAAUGGUAUCUGUUGAAAAGUGUAAUUUUUUUUAUAUAUAGCUAUUGAAAUUGCUUCGUAAUAGUUUAAUUAUAAUAACACGUUCUAUUAAAUUUGCCUUAACCAAAAGAAAGAUGCGACUCUCCCACGAUCACCGGGUAACCUACCCUGCCCUGUCGAGAGAGGGUUAAAGAGGGACACAGGGGGUAUUGAUUACGGUUAGACUACUUCCUUCUCCUGGGAAAUGAAUGUUGAAAAUUCAAGAUGUCAAAUACUUAAAAUAGGGCCGGUAUUUUUUUGGCCGCGAAUUUCGAAACUAGACAGUUUUUUAUCUGAUACUUUUUUUGUGAAUACCAUUAAAUGAACACUGUAAUGUUGUUGCAUCGGUGUUAUAUACGCGUUCAAUUAUUAAAAAUCCAGCUGAAUUGUGUAGGCGUUGAAUUUAUGUAUUGUUGCACGCUAAAUUGUAUUUUGUCGCGAUUUUUGGCGUGGAAUUGUAAGAAAAGCACUCCUAAAAUUGAAGGCUGAGUGAAAACUUUAAACUUUAGUAAACAAAUCGUUAACUGAACAAUCUAUCGUAUGAUAAUUUCUGAGCCAAAAAUGUUACAUUUGAAUACAUUGUCAGGUUAUGUUCUACCACCUGGAACUCUUAACUGUUAUGUAUUAUUGCUGAUAAAGCUCAUUGCCAAUCGUCUGUUGGCUAUUGCUAUAUUUCUAAUGUUGGUCUCUUCUCUUGCAGGAGUGAAGAAAAUGUAUCGCACUAUCAAAAUCUCCAUUGAAGUUUCCUAAUAAGGAUUUCUACGAUUGAUUUUUUCCGUGCUAAAUCCUUGUACAAUUAUUUAAUGAAGAAAUAACACGCUUACUGGACAUUUUUAGCGGUCCAAAUUACGAGAAACAGAAACGAGAUCGCGGAAUAAGGCCUCCAAGACAUUCGGCAAGAGUAAAAAGCGUCAAGUACUUUGGCGAAAAAAAAAGAAAUCUAAGUCUUUGGGCGGGAAUUUUUUUGCGCUUAUAAAAGGGACCGAUUAAUUAAGAAAAAAAAACACUAAGUCUUUUGGCGGGAAAAAAGGCUGCGCUUUUAAAUGGAGUCUCUUAGCGAGUCAAAAAUAAACGAAGUCUUUUGGCGGGAAAAAUCUGUGCAUUUCGCAAACAGAUUUCGCUCAUCAAAAGACUACAUUUAUUUUGACUUGUUGCUAAACCCUGUUUAAAAGUUCAGAAAUUUUUCCCUGCUCGGCAACCCUACAUAGUCAAAAAAUAGUAAAAGAGAUAGCCUACAUUCCGACUAGUUUCCAGGCCCCUUUUAAAAGCGCAUUUUGUUUUGUCUUUCCAUGUAAAUAAAGCAAGACUCAUUUGUUGAUUAGAGCUGUUUGUUUAUUUUAAUUUUAUUGAAAUGUUAAGUAGCUAUAAACUUAUUUAAUUUACAAGUUGUAGUACUUGUUAACUACAUUUCUAAGUACAAAUGGAAAUAAAAUGAAACAAUUUUGCUAAGAACACCAUGAAUAGAAGUUACUUACGAAACACUAAGUAUGAAAAUAAAUUACAAUUCUGCGAAAAACUAUAUACGUAGCAACGUCAUCAAGAGAACACUCGAUCAAAAUUAUAAAUAUUUGAGUAAAGCUGUGUUAUUUUACUGACAAAACUAUCUGCAAAUUAGACAGAAAUGCCUGCUAAACAUUAGUGCAACACUGUACUAAGUAUUCGAAUUCUAGAAAAAAAGAUUAGGUUUAAACAGGCAAAUGAUUGUUUGCUGAACUUAUGAGAUAAUGAAAACAUACAAAUUUUGGUAGAUUAAUUGUAGUUUCAGAAUUGUUAAGUGUGAUUUUCAUGGCUUUAGGAGAAUAAAUCUAGUUUCGUUUCUUUGUCAAAAAGACAACCUAAUAUCAAAUCAUCAAUUGUACAUUGUGCGCACCCAUGUUAUUGAAGAAGACCAAAAACAAAAUAUAAAAGUUAGAUAUAACUGGAUAUUUUGGUCCAUGAACAGUGUCAGUUUUUGCCAGUCAAUAAUUAAGUUUGAUUCCGCUAACAAAAUAGCUUAAAAGUUGUUCAAGAGAGUUUUGUGAAUUCUUCUAAAUCGUAAUUUUGGUGUCACUCGAAUUAACUGCAAGGAAGAAUAAAUAUAAACGUCUGAUGGUUAAAACUACGCUAUACCUUGAAAUGAUUCGCGAAAUUUAUUUCUAAAUUUCGACUGACGAAACGCAACAUCGAUUUUGGCUUAUACUUUCCACAAGCUGGACACGUUUUAUUCAAGUUAAUUUUGCAUAAAUCAGUUCUCAAAAUCAGUUAGGAAAAUUUAAUAUUUCAUCAAGGCAAUAUUGCUUAGUUAAAGAUUAACUUGACACUGGCAUGAUCAUUGCUCGAGAUUAAUUUGAAAAUAGGCCCUUUGCACGAUCCGGUCACAUGGUACGGAAUUUAUUAUGCUGGGACGCAAGUUA